AUGAAAUCGCUUUACGUGAAGGACUCUUGUAUUUUGAUGCUGCCCAUGGCUGUGGAGGCCGCGUUUGACGCGCAGGCGCGCCUCGAGCGGCAACUAGCGGAAUCGCAGGCGAGGUGCGCGGAGCUGCAGGAAGCCGAGCGCAAGGCCUCCGCGGCCGCCGCCGCCGCCGCUGCCGCCAGACUCGAGGCGGCCGAGCACGUGGCAGCGGCGGCGGCGAUGGCCUUCGGCAACGACGACGGCAGCGGCCGCCCCAGGAGCAUGGAGCGGCUCCUGAAGGCGGCGGAGGCGGCGGCGGCGGCGGCGGCGGCGAAGGAAAGGGAGGGCGGCGGCGCGAUGGCCGGCUCUGCUGCCGCCGCCACCACCUCGGAAGAUGAAUCGGUCGCCGGCGACAGUCUCUCCUCCGGCGACGACGGCGGAGUCAGCGACGACGGUGGUAGCGCGAUCGACGGAGACCUGGAGAGAGGGGGGAGCGUAGAGGUUUUGGCCAAGACGCCUUCUCUAAGUAACGGCGGCGGCGUCGGGUUCGAGCUUCCCGAGAAGGUUGUUCGCGCCUUCGGCGACGGCGGCGGCGCAGCCCCCCCCGGGGGCGACGGUCAAGACGUGCUCAGCAGGAGGAGGAAGAGCCGGGAGAGGGCGCGCGCGAUGGGGAUGCUUGCAAAGGGCAACAACAGCAACAGCCGGAACCAGGGCGGCGGCAUCCAGCAGCGGGGAGAGAACCCGAACGGCGACGGCAGAGGGGGGGGCGUGGGCGCGGCGGCGGCGGUGGUGGACGGGGGCGGGGGGAGGGGUUCCGCGGACUCGCAGAUGUUGCUGUCGACCCUCCUGCGGGAGGCCCAGGCAAAGGAGAAGGCCAUGCUGAGGGAGAUGGAGGAAAUGCGAGCGAGGGAGCAGACGAUGCGCGGGGAGCUGGUGAACGGCCUGGCCGGCGCCCGCAAGAUUUUCGCCCAGCUCAAGCAAGGGAAGCAGCGCGAGCAGGAGCUUCGCGCGACGAACUCGAUCCUCCAAGCCAAGAUCGCGUCCUCCUCCUCCUCCUCCUCGACCGGUGAAGAGGAGAGACAAGGGGGUGGGGCGGCCGCUCCCCGGACCCCCGAGAAGGCUCCGUCCUCUUCCAAGAACGGCGCGGCAGCGACGGCUCCAACCUCAGGAAGCGAUCGCCAGCCCGGCGCAAGCAUGCCCCCCUCCUACUCCUCCGUCACUUCCGCCACCCCCUUCUCGGGCGCUGCUGGUACCGGUGCCGGCACCGACGGUGGCGGCGGCGGUGGCGGCGGCGGUGGCGGCGGUGGCGGCAUCGCCGCAUCGUCUUCCUCUCGUUCGGCGUCUCCGCCCCCGGCCACGACCACGACCAAGCCGCGUGGUGCGGUGCCGUUUAAGCCGUUCGCAACCAGACCCCCCACCGCGGCAACAGCUGCGACGGCCGCGGCGGCAGGCAAUGGUGGUGAGAUGGUGGUCAACGGAGCAGACGACACCCAGAGGCAGCCGGCGGCGGCGGUGGCGGCAACGGCGGGGUUAGGCAGGCAUGACGAUGGCGGCGGCGGCGACUUAAUGGCAUCGGCGACCCUCGUGAAGGACAAGGUGGGGACGGUUAGCGACGAACCGUCGUCUGAGGUGCCGUUGGCGGCGGCGGCGGCGGCGGCGGCGAUGGCGGGGGCAAAGCCAGAGGGCGGCAGCGGCAGCGGCAGCGGCGGCAGUUCCGGCAAUCCUCUGCAGAGUCAAGAGUCGCGGCGGGAGAUCGUGGAGUGGGAGCGACGGGUGUCGCAGGUGCUGUCCAUCGACAGCAUCCCCCGCCACGCGCUGGACUCCACGGGGGAUUCCUUGGCGUCUCCCGAAGACCCCGCCGCCGUCGCCGGUUCUGGCGCAGCGGCCGACGAGUUCGCGCAGCAACAAAAGAAGAAUCUCGGAGCUGCGGACAACAACGGAGCAGAAGAUGGAAGGGACGAGCGCUCUCGGGGCGGCGAUCCCCCGGCAGCGGCGGCGGCGGCGGCGGAAACCGCCGCCGCAGCCGUUGCGCCGGCCGCUGGGGGCAACGAGAAGAGCAGCAGCAAGAACGAUGUGCCACGGGGCUCGCCGCCGGAGGCGGGCGGAGGGCUGGGGGUAAGAGAAGCAGAGCGGGCGGCGGCGGCGCUCAAGAGGGAGAACAGCGGCGGUGGGGCCAGCAGCGGCGGGAACGAGAGCAUUGGCUCCAAGGGCAGGAAGUCGAAGGGGCACAGGAGGAGAAGUGGCGAGGGCGGGGGCGGCAGGGACCGUGAUGGGAAGGAGAGGGUCAGCCAGGAUCUCAAGAAGGAGCGCCAGCUUCGCAAGCAAUACCAGGAAGAAAAAUCCACCGCGGAGGCCGAGAUAGCUCGCCUCAAAGCUGCGCUCGAUGCGGCCACCACGACAACAACGGCCGUUGCGGCCACGUCAGCUGCGACGAGAGCGCUCCCCGCCGCCGACAAGAAGCUGGCGGCGGUCGGAGAAGCCGAGAACGCCGGCGGGGGCGGCGGGGGCGGCGGCGGGGGGCGGAGGUCGUCUGGCGGGCGGCGGGAGUUCCCCCCGGCGUUCGUAGUCUCUAAUGUCUCAGGGGUGUCGACGGCGUCGAUGUCGACGAUGGGCUCGACGGGCGGUGCUGGUGCUGGCGCUGGCGCCGGCGUGGCCUCGAGGAGAAAUAGCGGCCGCGACAAUGGGGUCAUCGGCAGCGGCAGCGGCAGCGGCGGCGGCGGCUGCGGCGGCGGCGGCGGCGGGGUGGAAGAGGUGCUUUCGUACACGGGUCCCGGAGGGGGAGGAGAUGCGUCGUCGUCGGAGAAGAGCAGCAGGCGGUCGACGCUGGUGGAGGCGGUUGGGUUCGCGGCGGCGGCGGCGGACGGGCAGCAGCAGCGGCAGCAGCAGCGGCAGCGGCGGCCGAAGGGAAAGGGCUCGGAGGAGGAGCGGCCGGCUCUGCAGCACGCGGUGCCCAUGUCCUCCGCCGCGGCUAUGUUCGCAGCCUACCCGCUCCCCAUGGGCCUGGCGGCGGGGGUGCCCGGACACAACUCCACGGUGGCGAGGGAGGCCGCUUCCAUGGCCUCCAAGUUCGCGGCUGAGCCCGACGGCGGGGACCGUGCCGCCCUCGCCAUCCUGUUUCGGAGCUGCCAUGGUCUUCGGUGGCUGAGGAGGGCCGGGUGGGACGGGGACUCUGACGGGAGGCACGGGGUGGCGUGGACGGCGGAGAACGCGAGGGUGUUGAAGCUUGAGCUCGGGAACAACCGGCUCGAGGGGUACAUUCCGAAGGAGUUGGGCGUGAUGUCACGACUGCUCUGCCUCCGGCUGGACCACAAUCAGCUCAUGGGGCUCAUUCCGCCCGAGAUUGGACUCCUGGUCACCCUCCAGCAGCUGGAGCUGCAGGGCAACGCGCUGACAGGGAUCAUACCGAGGGAGCUCGGCGGCUUGGUCAACCUGCAGUACCUCGGACUGCACGAUAACCAGCUCUUGGGGGAAAUCCCGGGAGAGCUUGGCCGGCUGUCCAAGCUCAAGCACCUUGCCUUGUGCAACAACCGCCUGUCAGGGAACAUCCCACGGGAGCUGGGGGGGUUGCGCUUGCUGGAGCAGCUGUACCUCAACCACAACACGCUCUCGGGACCCAUCCCCGUCGACCUGUGCAGAUUGUCCAACCUCCACAAGCUGAGGCUGGAGAACAACACCCUGCAAGGCUCGAUUCCGAUGGAGCUAGGUAUGCUGACGAAGUUGCAGUACAUCAACCUGGGCUACAACGGUGUGGGCAACGAUCUCACAGGGGAAAUCCCUAUCAAGGCCUUCGCGAAAAUGCCGAACUUGGCCUGGCUCUCCAUAACCGACAACCCGCGGUUAACCGUACAGCAAAAGUAGUAUCUACAAUGGUAGCGAGUUUUUUAGUCCCCCCUGGUGAACACGGCCAUUUGGACCUACCAUUCUGGGGGCUUACUAUUUAUACCUUGUUUUUCGACCGUUCAUCCCCUGGUGAACACGGCCAUUUGGACCUACCAUUCUGGGGGCUUACUAUUUAUACCUUGUUUUUCGACCGUUCAUCCACCAUGUGGUGGGUAGGGCGGCAGGUAUUACAAUAGCACUCUUUUCAGUCAACGGAAAUGCAGAGGUUUUUCCAUGACAAAAGGGGAGCGAGAUAGAUAUCAGCUCGGGAGCACACGAAUUGUUUUUUGUCGUUUACCCGUUGCAAGCUCACCGUACUUUUACGACUCGGGCGUGACUUGUUUGCUUGGCUGGCUUUCUCUCGCGCUCUCUCUUUGUACAGCAUUUCUUCAUUCUUUGUUCCGCUCGAGGGAGACGAUAGUCGUCGCUUCCGUUGUGCUGAAAAAUCCCUGUCCGUAACCAUACAACAUCUGAGUGUAUUUUGCCUCGGCUCCCUCCCCCCGUCACCCCUCCCCGUCCGUUGAUUGUUUAUAUUUUCAUACAUGUUGUUGUUCUUGUUGUUGGCGGUGGUCUUUGUUUCCCAUUCAGGUGUUGCCAUAUAUAUGCAUACACACCCGCAUGCUUUAUAUGCAUACACACCCGCAUGCUUUAUCGCAUCGCCGUUUCGCUGUAGAACAGCAUUGACUGGCGUUUUCUGGGGCUAAAGACCCCCCCCUUUGGGCGAAUCAUUGAUGACGUCGGAUAGUACACGUAUUAUACGUCGUAGGCGUUUUGCACGCCGGGAGACGAGAGGGGUUGGGCCUAUUGUGUGUGUGGGGGGGGGGCUAUGUAGGCUCGCCCCGCACACUCCGGACUUUUAUGAGUGAGUCGGGGCUAACACUUGAUGUCUCACAACGCAAGAACUGGAUAUUAUCUUGGAGGGUGGGGUUCUCGUUUAGUUUGCACAUGGGAUGCGGCAAAAAAGUGGUUUUGACAUUUUUCAAAGAGCAGCGAAAUUGAUUGCGGCUGUGCCCGCAAAAUUUUCGAGGGUGUCUGUCGAGGACAGGGGAGAGCGAUGAGGUAGUUCCAAACGGACUGGACAGCCGUCAGACGGCAGCAGCUAGUUCUAGAACCAAGACCCUGCUGGCGUCGGCACUGCUUGGCGCAGGGGUUCGAUUCGUCAUGAUGAGCGACGCUGCUGCCGCCAUAGUAGUAAAUAGUGAUACGACACGUGUAUUUCAAAUGUUUUUUGUGACGGCGCACGCGCGUGGGUUGGCUCUCUCUCUCUCUCUCUCUCUCUCUCUCGCUCUCGCUCUCUUUUCUCGCUCUCUUCUCCCCUUGUGUCUCUCCCGGUACUACAGUACUAUCUAUCUAUGUGGAACGUGAAAGAUGAUGCUGGUGUCGUGACUUGUUGAAAUAUCGGCGAUGUUUGUCCCCUCUCGCUGAAGGAGAGUGUCGAAAAUAUCACGUACGUACGCCGUUUAGGUGUUGAUAGAAAAUCUCCCGCGUGUACCGUACGUCGGGUCUUUUUGCCGGUCUUUCUUUGUACCCUGAUUUAUUUUCUCGUUUGCGUUGAUUUGUUGUCGCGGAGUGUUUACCGUCGAUGUCUGCGUCGUCCUUGUAUGCGUAGUGUAUGACUUUGCUGCUGCCGUCCAACGGACCCCAGUCUGUACCAGGUAUUAUUAUUAUAUUUACGUACUAGUUUGCAUAAGAUAUUUGUUU
Messenger RNA from Ectocarpus siliculosus, 5556 nucleotides. Lineage: Eukaryota; Phaeophyceae; Ectocarpales; Ectocarpaceae. The record is from the annotation of a GenBank genome assembly.